Messenger RNA from Daphnia pulicaria, 3342 nucleotides. Its product is annotated as sialin-like. The transcript has 11 exons. The record is from RefSeq and is a predicted model, not a curated record. Lineage: Eukaryota; Metazoa; Arthropoda; Branchiopoda; Diplostraca; Daphniidae. Gene Ontology annotation, biological process: monoatomic anion transport; transmembrane transport. Gene Ontology annotation, molecular function: transmembrane transporter activity. Bases 1332 to 2864 code for a protein of 510 amino acids.
UAAAUUUGACUCUAAUGGCGUCACAUUAUCCAGACGCUGUAGAAUCAGACUCGUCGCCGUGAAUUAUUCGAGUGGAAUGACCUCAAAACGGAUAUCUAUUAUUAUCCUACGUAGGUCAAAUUCGCUUGUGUUGCCAAAACAACACCUCCCAAUAUUGUGUAUAUCGAAUCGGAACAAAAAGAUUGACAAUGUAGAGAAUGCCAACAGCCAAACUGGGCAAUAAAAUAUAGAGGCGAGGGUGUAAAAAAAAACAGCAGCCAUUGUCACCAACGGGACAUUUUCACGCUCUAGCGACCGUCGUCUCUCCUAACUGGGCCUCCAGUUGUUUCGAAAGCAAACAAAACACUUUUUUUUGUUAUGACCACUCCCUUUCCGCUGUUAUGAAACAUAUCAGCCAUACUUUUAGCGGUUUGUUUGAGCAAAUUUGCCAAGCUUCCGCCAGCUUGACAUCGAAAAUUCUAUGUCCUUCUGUUUGAUCAACUCAAUAAAAAGUCGGUCAUGCCUUUGGGGUAGUACACUAUGACCUUGCAGUAACCUGUAGUCCCGCUCGCCAUGACGCAACCCGAGUGUAAACGCACGUCGGCCCCUUUUGAGUUGGUAGCUGGAGCUCGAGAUUCACGCAUGCUCGAUAGCCAACUAUCGCUCUAGUACCCCGUUGCCUCUGUGCGACUAUACUGUUAGAGUCUCUACUAAACUGCUCUCCUUCUUUUUUGUUAGCUUUCUCCUAUUUUUCGUUCUCUCCCCCGUCGUUGCCUUAGCAACACCCUCAUGCGACCGCCCUUGUGACGCCCUUUCGGCGUCCUUGCAGUCGCAGUCGGCCACACGAACUUGCUAGUUACGUGACUCUUUCGCCACGAGAAAAGGGAGCAUUCAAAGCUUCCUUCCCUUAUUGGCAACGAUGUGUUUGUUGUCAAUCAAAAACGAGUCAUUUGACGAUCAAAUUAUUAUUGGGAAAGGCUCCUAUUUGCCGGUACACUUAAAGUGUUAUUCAGCGAGCGUAGCUCAUUGAAGACAUUAGACCAGACUGAACUGGCUGUCCCGACUGAGUUCUAAUUCUGAUUGAGACUUCCAUUGGGUUGACACGUGAGACCGGAGCCGAUCCUACGUGUACAAAGCACAAGCGUUGGCCCAGCGCCCCACCACACACAGUUCGACUCUAGCUGACUCGUUGCCCAGCUGCAGUAGUGAGUCGACAACGUUCGUCCCGAGCAGACGCUUUUCACUUCUCUCACUUUCACGCGGGAUCGAUCGAUAAGUUACAUCCUAAUAGCCACAAGGCUUUCUGUCAUUUCAGUGAACGCUUUGAGUGAUCGACAGCACAGCAGAACAUCAUGGCCGAAGGCGGACCAUGUGUCCCGGCUCGUUACAUCUUCACAGCUUUGGUUUCUAUCGGCCUGGCAAUUAUUUAUGGACUCAAAGUCAACUUGAGUGUAGCUAUCGUUGUUAUGAUCAACUCGACAGAGUUGGCUCUGAUGAAAUUAACUGAAGAUGACCACCAUAGCAGUCAUCAUGGAUCCAAUGAAUCAAUGUCCAUUAAUCCGGAAUUCGCCUGCCCGGCUCCCGAUACAGGAUCAAACGUUACCGUCGUUGCGCAGGACGGGCCAUUCGCAUGGCCAGAGCCGACCCAGGGAUUGGUACUAGGUGCCUAUUUCUGGGGUUACAUCCUGACUCAGAUUCCUGGUGGUAGAGUGGCCGAAAUGUUCUCUGCCAAGUGGGUCAUCUGGGGCUCCGUUCUCAUUAACGUCGUUUUUACAAUCCUGACACCUGUGGCAGCGAAUAUCAGUUACAUUGCCGUCCUCGUUGUCCGCUUCGUUGAAGGUCUCGGCGCUGGAGUGUCUCUUCCGGCCAUUCACGUCAUGCUGACCAAAUGGGCUCUUCCUCAAGAGCGAAACAUGAUCUCUUCUUUAGCCUACGCCGGUAUGGCACUGGGCACAGUCAUUUCACUCCCGUUCUCGGGUAUUUUGGCCGCCGCGUUCGGAUGGGAAUCGGUUUUCUACGUCCAAGGAGGUCUCGCUAUGGUUUGGUGCGUAUUGUGGCUCGUUUUCGUCUACGAUUCCCCUCAAGAUCAUCCGCGCAUCCAUCCGGCUGAAUUGGAACUUUUCGAAUCGUGUAUGGCGGGUGGUGGCGGUGGCCACGGGCAUUCGAACUUGCCCGUCCCGUGGAAAGCUCUUUUGAAAUCCGGUCCCUUCUGGGCUAUUCUUAUCGCUCACUCUUGCAACAAUUUCGGAUGGUACAUGCUCCUCGUUGAAUUGCCAACCUACAUGAAACACAUUCUUCGGUUCAACAUUAGUGAGAAUGCUUUGCUCUCGGCCGUACCCUACCUGUCGCUUUGGAUCUUUAGCGUCAUCUGGAGCAACCGUUUGGAUUGGGCUAAAAGCAAGGGAUGGAUCUCCACCACUACUGUCCGAAAACUAUCCACUGCCGUCGGAUCGCUCCUUCCGGCAUUGUGCUUCGUCGGAGUCAGUUUUGCCGGAUGUGAUCGUCAAGCUGCUGUUGCUCUCAUGACCCUCGGCACCAUGUUCAUCGCCGGAAUGUACUGUGGCUUCCUCUCCAAUCACAUUGACAUCGCUCCCAACUACGCCGGUACUCUUAUGGCUUUGACCAACACGGCCGCCACCAUCCCAGGCUUCAUUGUUCCCGUCUUUGUUGGCGAAAUGACCCACGGAAACCAAAGUCUCGGCCAGUGGCAGAUCAUUUUCUUCACGACGUCCGCCAUUUUGCUGGUUGAAUUGGUCAUGUACACGUUUUUGGCUUCGGGUGAAGAGCAGCCGUGGAACAAGGCUUACACCGGCGGAGCUGACGGAAAGAACGGCGCUCAUUUGUCGCCGGAGGAGGAGAAACUAAACAAGACGAGUCGCGCUUAAAAAAACAAAAAUUGAAAUUUUUGUGUUUGGCGCGUUCUACUAUAAUAUCGUGAAAGCCGAAAUGGAAAGAUCUAAACAAAAUCUCGAGAAAGAAUCUUCGUCAAUCAUAUAGACGCCACAUUUUUCUCUUCCUUGUUGUUCUUUGUCAUUCAGUUUCAAUAAGAUUUGACUUGAAUCAUUUUUAGUUUCAUUACAAACUCGUGAUUGACUUCAAUUGUUAUUGGAAAUGUGUGCUUAGUUCGGCUCCUCUCUGCUGCAAUAGUAUAAAAAAAGCUAAUUGGAUAUUAGGUAACAUCAUUGUGUUCUGUUAAUUGUGUGUGGCACUUUGUAACAUAUUUAAGAUAAAGACACUUCCGCGUGUUCCGUAUUUUCUGGUGAAAUCAAUCUCAUUGUUAAAUCAUUUAUUCAUAUAUAAUCAAGGAGGCUGAAAACAAAUUUUUUUUUUUUUUUGCCAAAUAAACGCACUGGUUUGUGCCGA